CAGGUGGGGGGGGCGCCUUCGGCCUGACCCUGGCGCUCUGCCACUCGCUGGGACUCUACCUGCAGCUCGGCGCCGCUUCGCGAGCCCCGCAGUGGGAGAGAACCAGAUCUCCAGCAACGCCUUUUUCACCGAGACUCCUCAUGACAUGACCGCCAGGGCUGGGGAGGACGUGGAGAUGGCCUGUUCCUUCCGUGGGAGCAGCUCCCCUUCCUACUCGUUGGAGAUCCAGUGGUGGUACGUGCGCACCCAUAAGGACUGGACGGAGAAGGAGAACUGGGACACCAACCAGCUAAAAGCUUCUCCGCAGGAGGAAACCGGGAAGGACGCCACGAAAAUAAGCGUAGUGAAGGUGGCGGGCAGCAACAUCUCGCACAAGCUGCGCCUCUCCCGGGUCAAGCCGGCCGACGAAGGGACGUACGAGUGCCGCGUGAUCGACUUCAGCGACCGGCCGGCGCGGCACCACAAGGUCAAGGCGUACCUGCGGGUGGAAGCCGAGGACAGCGCCCCCUCCGCCCACGGCCGCCCCCUGCAGGACACCCAGCUGCUGCUCCUGGCCACUGGGCAGACCCCCGAGCGCGGCAGGCCGGCCGCCCCCCGGCCGCCCCACCCGCCCCGCCUGGCCAAGGAGCUCAAGAAGCGCUCGCUGGACGAAGCCCCCGCCUGCGCCCGCUAGAGACCCCCCACCCACCCAUCCACGCCCACCCCCAGCGCCGGAGUCCGGACCGGACCGCCUGAGUCGCGCUGGCUGCCGCGCCCCCCCAAGGCGAAGGUCUCCAGCUCCGCGACCCCUCCCCGCCCGGCCGCCCUGGAUUGGGGUGUGGGGUCGUCUCCCACCCACCCCUCCUAGACCCUGCUACCCACGAACUUGGUGCGGAGGAUUGCUCGCAACUGGACUCGCCUGUAAAUAGCCCCCAUCUGCACCCCCAUCUGCACCCCCCCCGUCCCCAGUGGGCAAGGGGGUCCCGCUGAGGUUGGGGGAGCCCAACAGGAAGCCAGAGAC
Messenger RNA from Crotalus tigris (Tiger rattlesnake), 1000 nucleotides. It is a transcript of the gene VSTM2L, whose product is annotated as V-set and transmembrane domain containing 2 like. The transcript is spliced from 4 exons. Bases 146 to 673 code for a protein of 175 amino acids. The record is from RefSeq and is a predicted model, not a curated record. NCBI's taxonomy places the organism in Eukaryota, Metazoa, Chordata, Lepidosauria, Squamata, Viperidae.